Molecule: messenger RNA, 1311 nt
Organism: Aspergillus steynii IBT 23096
Lineage: Eukaryota; Fungi; Ascomycota; Eurotiomycetes; Eurotiales; Aspergillaceae
Product: cytochrome P450
Exons: 7
Coding region: 1-1311 (436 amino acids)
Molecular function (GO): heme binding; monooxygenase activity; iron ion binding
Source: RefSeq, a predicted model, not a curated record
AUGAUAAAUACGGUUGCGUUAAGCUUACUGUGGCUAGUUUAUUUUAGCCCUCUCGCCAAAUUUCCGGGACCUACCAUGGCGAGUCUAACAACAUGUUACAUGGCCUACUAUGACCUCUUCUACGACGGCUAUUUUUUCAAAAAGGUUCAGGAUCUUCAUCACCAAUAUGGGCCCAUAGUUCGCAUCAAUCCAAACGAAGUACACAUCAGCGACCCCGAGUUUAUUAAAGUCCUUUUCACUGGCAAUGUCCAGAAGAGAGACAAGGGCAAGUGGAUUGGACGAAUGCUUGGCCCUACCUGUGACAUCAUAACCGAGUAUGCCUUCGGGACGUCGACCAACUUUCUACAUCGAGACGAUUUAAACGUGGCGUUUUACAAGUCCCUCGAUGCCAACUUUCACAAUGCGUGGUACAUGGCCUACUUUCCAUGGGUGAGCCCCAUGCUACAAAGUGUGCCGCCAUCUAUUAUGGGGAUUGUAUACCCCGGACUGAAGUCGUUGUGGUUAAUGCAUCGGCAAUGGGCGAAGCGUAUUGAAGAAAUUCGAAAGGAAGUUAACACACACAGUGAUCCAGAUGCCAGCGUUUUCCACGGCAUACUCACCAGCAAUCUCCCACCACAAGAGAAGUCUACGUGGAGGCUGCAACAGGAAGCACAAGUAAUUGUUCAAGCGGGACAAGACACGACUGCCAACUCUGUUGCAUUCAUAACAUAUAUCUUGCUUGACAAUCCGGAUAUCUGUCACAAGCUUAAGGCAGAGCUGGAGGGCGCACUUCCGGACCCUGAUCAGGACCCUCCUGCCGCGGUGGUCGAGAAUCUGCCGUAUCUCAAGGCCAUUAUUCAAGAAACACUCCGACUAUAUCCCUCUGCCGUUGUGCGGCAGACCCGUGUGGCACCGGAUACGGAUAUUGUAUAUGCCAAUCCUAAUACGGGCGAAAAAUGGGUCAUCCCAGCUGGAGUUCCCAUGACAAUGGCCCCAUUGCCAGUUCAUAUGAAUCAGCAGUACUUCCCGGAACCAAAAAAGUUUAAUCCCAACCGUUGGCUAGAGAAUCCCUUCCUGGAUCAAUAUUUAUUGACGUUCUCAAAAGGGACGAGGGCAUGUAUCGGGAUCGAUCUUGCAUACAAGGAGUUGUUUAUGCUCGUGGCCGGAAUAUUCCGUAAGUACGACAGGUACGAUGGAUCCGGGAGACAGAAAGUCCCGACUCUUGAGCUAUAUGAUACGAUAUCUGAGCGCGAUGUUGAACCGAGUCGAGACUUUAUCAUCUCUUUUCCUCAAAAGAAGAGCAAGGGAGUUAGGGUCAAGGUUAGACAGUGA